CCCCAUCACACAUUUGCUGGUGCAAACUUCAAUGUAAAACAAGUAAGAAACUGGAUGGUCUAGAAAAGGGUGGUUGAUUCUGUGCCUAUGCACGUGAAGAAACUUCGUUGUUUCUUUAUUUUGUUAGGGGCUUUUGGACAAGAUGGCACCAUCCGCAGUGUCGUUCCAGAGCUUGGAGCCGCUGGACGUUGAGAGUGAGCAGGCGCGCACUGCGCCGCUGCCCCUUGAUGCUGAUGGCCUGGCCCAUGGGGUGUUGUCUGGCAACAAGCUAACCUACUAUGUCAAGAAGAAUCGGAGGCCCUCGCAACGAGCGGCGCUGGCUCUGGUGGUCAACAUCGGGUCUGUUGUUGAGGAAGAAAACGAGCGGGGUUGCGCCCACAUCUGUGAACAUCUAGCUUUCAACGCGACUAAGAACUAUAGCAACCAUGACAUCGUCAAGUUCCUCGAGACAAUUGGUGCCCCAUUCGGCGCUUGCCAGAACGCCUACACCAGCGCAGACGAGACAGUUUUUGAGCUGUUCAUACCCAUUGACAAGCCGGGCCUACUCUCAAAAGCCCUCUCCGUGUUGGCGGAGUUCUCCGUGGAGAUCCGCAUCUCGGAGGCGGACCUUGCCAAGGAGCGCGGGGUGGUGCUGGAGGAGUGGCGCCAGCACCGCGACGCCACGGGCCGCAUGCAGGAGGCCUACUGGGCGCUCCUCACCAAAGGCUCCAGGUACGCAGAGCGGCUCCCCAUUGGGACGGAGCACAUCAUCAAGAGCGUGCCUGCGGCUGUUUUGCAAGCGUUUUACCGCCGUUGGUACCGCCCGGAGCACAUGGCAGUGGUGGCGGUGGGCGACUUCGAGGACGUCCAGGGCGUUGUUCAACUGAUUGAGGAGCACUUCGGCGAGAAAGCCGCGUUUCCUCCACCGCCGGGGCAGAGCCACCCUUCCAUCCCCAAGUUCGGCUUCACCCCCCACUCCGAGCUCCGAGUGUCGACGUUUGCAGACUCCGAAUCCACUUCGUCCGCCGUGUUGGUGAGCUGCAAGUUGCCGGAGCAGCGCAUUGACACAGUGGCGCAGUACCAGGCGUUCCUGGCGCACGAGAUGGCGCACAUGGCCAUCAACCAGCGGCUGUUCAAGAUCUCCAGGCAGAACACGCCUCCUUUCUACUCGUGUGAGUCUGGCGGCCAGACCAUUGCGAGGACGAUAGAGUCGGUCACUAUCUCGGCGUCCUGCCAGGAGGGGGGCACGCUCCCCGCCCUGCGAGCCAUGCUCACCGAGCUGGCGCGCAUCCGUGUACACGGGUUCAGCGCGCGCGAGGUGGCGGUGGUGCGGCGGCUGUACCUGGCGGACAUGGAGCGAGCCUACAUCGAGCGCGACCAGGCGCUCUCCGACGGCCUCCGGGCAGAGUACGUCCAGCACUACUUGACGGGGGAGCCGGUGCCCGGGAUCGUGUACGAGGCGCGGCUGGCCAAGACGCUGCUGCCGCUUAUCACCGCAGAGGACAUGCAGGCCGUGGCGCACGCAUACCGCACCCACAACAGCUGCGUCAUCAAAACGGUGGAGCACCGUGCGCGUACGUCGGAAGCCGCGGUGCGCGCGGUGGUGGCGGAGGUGGAGGCCGCGGAAGAGGGCGGGGCGAUCGGCCCCUGGGACGACGGGGACCGCCCCGAGUCACUCGUCAGCGUGCCCCCCACCCCGGGGUCCGUGACAUCGCGGCGGGAGUACCCCAAGCUGGGCGGCACGGAGUUGACGCUGAGCAACGGGAUGCGCGUGUUCCUCAAGAAGACGGAUCUGCGGGACGACCAGGUCCUCAUCGGGGGCUUUGCGUAUGGCGGCCUGUCGGAGAUCCCCCCCAAGGACUACCACUCCGUCAGCAUGGCCGCCACCAUCGCCGGGGAGCUCGGGGUCUACGGCGUCAAGCCGGUGGCGCUGAUGGAGCUGCUGGCGGGCGUGCGCGCGGAGGUGGGGCAGAGCGUGUCGGCGUACCAGCGCGGCGUGGCCGGGGAGGCCUCUCCCGCGGACCUGGAGGCCGCGCUGCAGCUGGUGUACCAGCUCUUCGUCACCGCGCCGCGGCCCACCCACCCCGACGAGCUGGACACCGUCAUGCGCAUGACGCGCGAGGCGGUGAAGGCGCAGCUGCGUGACCCGUUCACGGCCUUCUCCAACAAGGUGCGCGCGCUCAACUACGGAGACUCCUACUUCUUCAGGCCCAUGACUGAUGCGGACAUCGACGCGGUGGACCCGGUGAAGGCGUGCCUGGCCUACACCGCCGCCUUCCAGGACCCCGCCUCCUUCACGUUCGUGCUGGUGGGCACCCUCGACGAGGAGGCCGCCCUGCCCCUCGUGCUGCAGUACCUGGGCGGCAUCCCCGAGCCGUCGCCUCCCCCGCCCCGCUUUGAGCGCGACACUCUGACGCAGCUGCCCUUCAACUUCCCCGAGGGCGUCAUCAGGGAGGAGGUGCCGCAGGUGAUGACGGCUGCCCAGAGCACGUGCCAGAUCACGUUCCCGGUGGUGCUGGACGGGGCGGCCGUCAGCCACGAGGUGCACUGGACCAUGUUCGCGGCCAUGCUCCUGGAGCAGGCCAUCAUGCGCGUCCUCCGCUUCAAGCACGGCCAGAUCUACACGGUGUCCGUGUCGCCGUACCUGGGCGGCUCGCGGCCGUCGCGCUCGGGGGGCCUGCGUGGAGACCUGGCCGUCAGCUUCUCGUGCGACCCGGACGCCGCGUGGACCCUGGUGGACCUGGCGCUGGCGGAGGUGGCCCGCCUGCAGGAGGAGGGGCCCUCCGCGGACGACUGCGCCACGCUGCUCGAGCUCGAAAAGCGCGCGCACGAGCUCAGCCUGCAGGAGAACGCGAGCCACCGGGACUUCGUGCUGCGCGCGUACCAGACCCGUUUCUACACCGGGGACCUUGACGCCGCGCACGAGACGACGGAGGCCAUCCGGGCGGAGGUGCUGGCCGCGGUGUCCCCGGGAACGCUGCUGGCCGCGCUGCGGCGCGUGCUGCCCUUCCCCGCCUCAACGCAGUACACCGCCGUCGUGCUCAUGCCGCGGCCCCCUUUCUGGCGCCGCCUCCUCUCCCCCUCCGCUCCUGAAGGCCGGCACCCUGCUCUGGCGGGCCUACCGCCACUGACCCCCUCGCCCCCCCCCCUGCGCGGGCCUGCCCCCCUCGGCCUGCCUGGCGCACCAACCGCAGGCCCUGGUUCGCCCGUCCUGGAUUGGCGUCUGGCCCGCAAUCUCAAGUGACAACAGCAGCACGUGUUGCCGUGGAUGGACCCAAUCAACGCCUCAGGUGAUCUGAUGUCUGAAGGAGUUACUAAUCCACAUCAUGGACUGUGUCAGAUCCGUCAUGUAUACUAUCUUCCGACAAACAACAUGAGCGGGCCAUCUAGGUUUUUUGCUCUCCAUGGAUGAUCUUGGACCGUCAGGUCCGGUCAGGGAGCCCUCUUGGAGAGAAGAUGCAGGAGUCGUGACCUCAGAUCUGGCGUUUUUAUUUCGUUCUUGUGCAGUAGCAUCACAUCCGCACAUGGGCAGAUUGAGC
Molecule: messenger RNA, 3518 nt
Organism: Klebsormidium nitens
Lineage: Eukaryota; Viridiplantae; Streptophyta; Klebsormidiophyceae; Klebsormidiales; Klebsormidiaceae
Source: the annotation of a GenBank genome assembly